Athene cunicularia (burrowing owl) is the source of this 2043-nucleotide messenger RNA. RefSeq names its product transmembrane protein 177 (gene TMEM177). The transcript is spliced from 2 exons. The record is from RefSeq and is a predicted model, not a curated record. The coding region runs from base 922 to 1857 and encodes 311 amino acids. Lineage: Eukaryota; Metazoa; Chordata; Aves; Strigiformes; Strigidae.
AGAAGUGCUGCCCCCCGCACUGUAAAUGGCACAACCUUUCCAAUGAGAUAUACACUACCAGUCUAGACCCCCCCUUGUCGAGGGGUUGUUAACUCCAAAGAGGUCAUUUGGGUUUAAUACUAACACUUUCUGGUUUUUUAGCUCUAUUAUCAAGGAGAUUUUCUUCCAAAAUUGGGUUUUGUCCAAGCUCCUGGCUCUUUAGCAUGUUUUUCUUAAAUAAUUUUGUCAAACAAAUCACCACCUCCGGUCUUCAGCAGAAUGUAAGAAUACCACCACUUAUUACGCUAAGAAAUACAUACUAAAUUAUUGUAUACUUACAUGCAUUGUUGUUUUUAUUAAGCACUCAGUAUGUGUUCAGUGCAGUAUAAACAUUAAACAAGAUAGUUCUCCCCCUGGUGAAUUUACAGUCUGAAAGAGCUUCAUAGGAAGGAGUAGUAAUAACAUAUCAUUAAAACACCACCUUUAGUUUAAUCCCUUUUUGUUUUCCUGUGGUUAAUACUCAUUUGCUGUUGAUCAUGACUGGUGUAUCCUGGCACGUCAUGCAGUGCUGUUUUAUGAUGUUACAGCCCCAGUUGUCCACUCUACCCCUCUGCAGGAAGCUCUUGUUCAGCGUGAGUGGAAGAAGAGAGCAUAUGUCUUGUGUUUCAGCUGCUGCCAUACAAAGCCCAGCAGCAUAGCUGAAACCCACCUUUGAUGGUACUCUACAGUAAGACCUUGGUGGCUGUAUCAAAGCACGGCUUCCUUCUGCCACCUCGGCUUCCUCUAAGGACAGCUGGAAAUACUAAUGUCUUCAACAGCUGCAGCAAGAUUCUCUGAAGCUCAUGUGUUAAAGCCCCAAGAGAAGAGACAUUGCAAGAUGUAAAUGGAAACAGGGGCAUCCAAUUUUCACUGAUGUCUGUGGAUUUAGGUUAGGAUUUGACUAUGGCAGUGCAGUUCCUGCGGAAGGCAUCUGUGUGGCUAAAGAAGCGCAAGAUCACUUUGCUGGCUGUUUCUUGCGUGGGACUGUUUGGUGCUAACCUUUCCUAUCAUGUGUUUCCUGAGCAGACAUUCAAACUGUUGCAUGAGUGCUGGUCAGAGGGGCAGCCAGCUGAGCUUUCACAGAGGCUCUGUGGUGUCUUUCAGGACGUCCUUCAAGAUACUGAUGUGAAGUCCACUGACUCCUAUCGAGCCUUUGCAGCUUCUGGCUUCCACCCUGUGAGUGCUGGAAUCCCCUGGCUGCCUGCAGGCUCGUUGGUGGGCAUCCCACCUAACUUUGAUAGCACAACUGAGGAUAAAAAAGGAAUAGUCAACCAUGUUGUUGUGAUCAAUGGCAAAGAAGUAGACUGGGAUAGCAACGAAGGUGUUGCUUUGAAGGAAGCUCUGACAUUUUCACUUAAAGCUCAGAAGUUUGCCAUUGCCAGAGAAGUUGUGUAUUUGCAGAAUGGUAGCCCUUUAGCUAGUGCAGUUGUGGCUCCAACUUGCUUAGCUGGCACAUUUCUCUGUGGGAGAGGUAUAAAGCUCCUUCUGGGUUUAUCACGUGGCCCUGUGAUACUUCGCAGCAUCUGUAACCUCGUAACUGCCGCAGGUGGACUAAUGUGCUAUUACAUUUCCUACGAUGCAAUGACCUAUCACCUAGACUGCAAGGCUGACAGAAUGGCAGCUACUGUUUCCAAAGACUACGCCAGAGGUGGAGUUGAAUUUUAUGAUAAAAUCCUGUCCCGCAACAGGAUUCUUCGUGGUCUGAUGGGCAAACAAGGGAUUAAAAUGUAUGCCCCAAGUGGUAACCUUUUCCCAAGGCACUGGUUCAGAAUAAAGUAUACUCCGUACACUUACCGAAGAGAUUUGAUUGUUAAUAUUUUAAGAGAGCUCCAGGCAUAGGAAGGGAGUGCUUGAAUUUUAAACUUGUGAAUUAUGUAUUCUCUUGGAACACUGCUGUGCUGCGCUCUUUUUUUUUUUUUUUCCCCCCUGUAUCUUCAUUAGAAUUUCAGGGUUUAUUUUUGCAUAGAGUUUGGAAGGAGUUAUUGCACAUUCUGUGAAUAAAGAAUUCUCUCUUAAAAUAUUAAA